This is a messenger RNA of Entelurus aequoreus (snake pipefish), 2650 nucleotides long. RefSeq names its product IMP U3 small nucleolar ribonucleoprotein 4 (gene imp4). Gene Ontology annotation, molecular function: rRNA primary transcript binding; snoRNA binding. Gene Ontology annotation, cellular component: Mpp10 complex; nucleolus; small-subunit processome. Gene Ontology annotation, biological process: rRNA processing. The record is from RefSeq and is a predicted model, not a curated record. Bases 157 to 1032 code for a protein of 291 amino acids. The transcript has 9 exons. Lineage: Eukaryota; Metazoa; Chordata; Actinopteri; Syngnathiformes; Syngnathidae.
UUUGCAACUUCGAGGUCUUAUUUUGGAAGGCAUGUUUCCUGUUAGUAUCAAACGCUCCUAUUGGUUCCCUUGUUGACCAAUGACCCGCCUUCUUGGUCACGUUGUUCCGGACCAUGUGAGAAGUUGCUAGCGCUACCAGCUAGCUAAAGAAACAACAUGCUCCGCAGAGAGGUGAGGUUGAGACGGGAGUAUUUGUUCCGAAAGGCACAAGAGGACAGACUACGAACAAUUGAAGAGAAAAAACAGAAGCUCAAGGGAGCUCUCGAUGAAAACCUGGUCUUGCCAACGGAGGUACGCAAAGAGGCGUUGCAGCUGCAGAAACUCCUGGAGUACGAUGACGACGGUGCAGAAGGUGUCAGCUCGCACAUGGACGACGAGUACAAAUGGGCUGGAGUUGAAGACCCUAAAAUCAUGGUGACCACGUCCAGAAAACCCAGUUCCAGACUCAAAAUGUUUGCCAAGGAGGUGAAGCUGCUUUUCCCUGGAGCUCAGCGCAUGAACAGGGGGAACCACGAGGUCCCCGCACUUGUCCAGGCCUCCAAAGCCAACAACGUGACAGACCUGGUGAUUAUUCACGAGACCAGAGGACAGCCAGAUGCCUUGGUGGUGUGCCACCUGCCAUUUGGACCCACCGCCUACUUCACGCUGUAUAAUGUGGUCAUGAGGCACGAUGUCCCCAACAUCAACACCAUGUCCGAGGCCUACCCUCAUCUCAUUUUUCACAACUUCACAUCUCGGCUCGGCAGGCGGGUGUCCAACAUCCUCAAGUACCUUUUUCCAGUGCCCAAAGAGGACAGUCGGCGUGUCAUCACUUUUGCCAACCAGGAGGACUUCAUCUCUUUCAGACAUCACACCUACAAGAAAACAGACCACAAGAACAUUGAGCUGACAGAAGUGGGACCGAGGUUUGAAAUGAAGUUGUACAUGAUCAGACUGGGCACUCUGGAGAACGAGGACACGGCGGACGUGGAGUGGCGACACCACGCCUACACCAACACGUCCAAGAAAAGAAGGUUCCUCAGUGUUCAAUAGGCUGAUGAAUCCUGAUGGUUAUGUGCAGGAAACACAUUCUUUCAAACACGUCUGACCGCUUUCAUGCCUUCUUCAAAUAAAACAAUGUCUUCAAUUACAGUGUGCCAAAGAAAAGGACAAUCAUUGCUUUUCUUAGGUCAUGUGAAUAUAAAAAUGUCUCCUGGAUCUGAUGACUGUGACCACAUUGCUGCAUGUGCCCAGCUUAUAUUGAUAUCAGAUAUCGCUCCAAUAGCAUCGGAUGAUGUUGGCUUGGCAUGUCAAAUGUGCGAUACGAGCAGUCCUGCAGCGUGUUUACUUGUGUGUGAUAUCAUGUGCGAUGCAAGCAAUUCAUGCAGCGUGUUACUUGUGUGUGAUGUCAUGUGCGAUACGAGCAGUCCUGCAGCGUGUUUACUUGUGUGUGAUAUCAUGUGCGAUACAAGCAAUUCCUGCAGCGUGUUUACUUGUGUAUGAUAUCAUGUGCGAUACAAGCAGUCCUGCAGCGUGUUUAUUUGUGUGUGAUAUGUGCCAUACUAGCAGUCAUGCAGCGUCUUUAGUUGUGUGUGAUAUCAUGUGCGAUACGAGCAGUCCUGCAGCGUGUUUACUUCUGUGAUAUCAUGUGCAAUACAAGCAGUCCUGCAGAGUGUUUACUUGUGCGUGAUAUGUGCGAUACAAGCAAUUCAUGCAGCGUGUUACUUGUGUGUGAUGUCAUGUGCGAAACGAGUAGUUCUGCAGCGUGUUUACUUGUGUGUGAUAUCAUGUGCGAUACAAGCAAUUCCUGCAGCGUGUUUACUUGUGUAUGAUAUCAUGUGCGAUACAAGCAGUCCUGCAACAUAUUACUUCUGUGUGAUAUCAUGUGCGAUACAAGCAGUCCUGCAGAGUGUUUACUCGUGUAUGAUAUCAUGUGCGAUACGAGCAGUCCUGCAGUGUUUACUUGUGUGUGUGUGUGUGUGAUAUCAUGUGCAAUACAAGCAGUCAUGCAGUGUUUACUUGUGUAUGAUAUCAUGUGUGAUACGAGCAGUCCUGCAGCGUGUUUAGUUGUGUGUGAUAUCAUGUGCGAUACAAUCAGUCCUGCAGCGCGUUUACUUGUGUGUGAUAUCAUGUGCAAUACAAGCAGUCAUGCAGAGUCUUGUGUGUGUGAUGUCAUUUGCGAUACAAGCAGUCCUGUCGCGUGUUUUUUUUUGUAAAGCUGGACAGACAGUUAACAUCUAAAUGUCCUCCAAUAAGCACACAAUUUCUUCCAUUUUACUAAAGUCAUUUACAAAAGGUAAACAUGCUAGCUAUAUAGGCUACUAGUAGCUACACAACAGCUCAGCGCACAAGAACACACAAGUUAGACAUAGGUAAUAAUUAUUUCACAAUAAAAGGUGACAGUCAAUAUAAACAACUAUCAAAUAAUUAUAGUACAUAUUACUUACACAUAUAUAAGUCCCCAAGCCGCAAAUCUGACACCCUAAUUAGUGUUUCUAAUAAAACAAUAACACAAAAUAACAGCUAACUUUUUCUGCUAAUUUUUCAUGCGUACGCUUCCUGUUCAUGACUUGGUACUUGAUGCAUUUGAACUGUUAGCUUGCUAACAUUAACAUUUAAGUUAGGAUUGCGUAUUUCAGCAUUCGCACGCUAUUUCUCCCUAAAUUGCACU